Callorhinus ursinus (northern fur seal) is the source of this 1395-nucleotide messenger RNA. The record is from RefSeq and is a predicted model, not a curated record. Lineage: Eukaryota; Metazoa; Chordata; Mammalia; Carnivora; Otariidae.
AAACGGAGGCAGAGGGGGGACAGGGCUGAGCAAGCAGCUGGGUCAGACGGGACGGGCCCGGAACGAGCGGGUGAGGCCAGGUGAGGCCGUUCCGUCAUGAGGCCGGCCGUGGUGGUCUUGGGGGCCCUGGUGGGGCUGCUGGCUGCCCAGGGGAAAGGGAACGACUGUCCUCAUAAAAAGUCGGCCACUCUGCUGCCAUCCUUCACGGUGACCCCGACCCCGACAGCGACAGAAAGCACGGCAAGCCCUGCGACCACGAGCGGCGUAACUACCACAGCGGGCGCCACCAGCCACGAGCCCACGACGGCCACGCACCGGCCCCCGACCACCCCCCGCCACGGAAACACCACGGUCCAUCCAACAACGAGCAACAGCACCGCCACCAGCCCAAACGCCUCCACCCGCUCCCCCCACCCAGCGCCGCCGCCACCCCCGCCGAGUCCCAGCCCAGGGCCCCAGGAGGCCGUAGGAGACUACACUUGGACUAAUGGUUCCCAGCCCUGCGUCCGGCUCCAAGCCCGGAUUCAGAUCGGAGUUGUGUACCCGACCCACGGCGGAGGAGAGGCCUGGGGCAUCUCCGUACUGAACCCCAACAAAACCAAGCCCCAGGGGGGCUGUGAGGGCGCCCGCCCCCAUCUGCUUCUCUCCUUCCCCUUCGGACAGCUCAGCUUCGGGUUCGAGCAGGAGCCACGGCAGGGCGCAGUCUACCUGAAGUACCUGGCUCUGGAGUACAACGUGUCCUUCCCACGGGCAGCGCAAUGGACCUUCUCGGGUCAGAAUUCAUCCCUUCGAGCUCCCCGUGUCAUCGGGCCCAUAACCGCCCUUCCUCUCUCAGGCUUGUCAACUGUCCUGCUUCCUCCGCAACUCCGCCCCUCUGCCCUUUUCCUUACUGCUCGGAGUCUUCUAGGGAAGCUCCCCGCCAAUCUCCUACUUCCCAACGCCCCCCCCCCCCCCCGACGCCUUCCUCCCUCCUCCCAUCUGGGCGCGGCCUCCACCCCGAUUCCUGCCGGCCCUCCCUCUCUGCCAGGUUUCUCUUGUCCCAGCGACCAGUUCAACCUGCUGCCCCUCAUCAUCGGCUUGAUCUCGCUGGGCCUCCUCACCCUGCUGCUGGUUACAUUCUGCAUCGUCCGGAGACGGCCACCGGCCUACCAGCCCCUCUGAGCACCGGGUCCAGUACCAGGUGACACCGCAGAGCCCUGCGUUCUCACCACUCAAGCGACUCAGCACCAAAGUUACCUUCCCUCUCCGUCUUCAGGAGCAAAAGUGGAGCUAAGAUGUUCAUUAAACGUGCGCAGUUUCUCCUCUCCCGGCCCCAGAAUACUAAAACCUGCUCCAACCUCUGUCCUCGGUGUUCCCUGCCCUUCUUGCCAGGAUUAAAAGCCCUGAGUGUCAGUC